AGCUAUUUAAUGUCAACAUUAAUGGUUGUCCACGCCUACUGCUGAAACAAUCCAAAGGUCCGUUUUGUCAUCAUCUAAGAACUUAAUUUUCGAAGCAACAGCCUUAAAGUUUCACUUUUCCCGUGAUGCGACAGUUUUAAGCCGCUGUAGCAGAGUGAAUUUACAGACUGGCUGAAAAAUGAAUCUUCUCGACUGGGAUGCCAUUCGAGCAAUUCAGAGAAAUAUGCACUCAAAUCAUAUUAAUAACAGCAUGGAGCAUUCCUCAAGAACUGCUACUGAGGGGGACCCUCACUGUGAAUACCCGAGACACACUGUCGAUGAAGCACAAAGUCCUUCCUCGCAUAACUUUUACAUUAACGAGUCAGAAGUCGCGGACCCAGAUGGAGAACCACUUGAAAUGGAUCGAGAGGAUCCAGAGCUGGCAAGAAAGCAGAAAGAGCUGAGAGAGAUUGAGGAACGCAUAAUGCUUAAGAAAGCUGCUAUUGCUCUGAAAACAGUUGAACUGAAGACAACGCCGGCAGACUUUUCCUGUAAUGAGCAAUCAGCUAAAUGCAAAGGUGCAACUCUUAAAGACCGGGUGCAUGUCAUUUUGCAGCAAAGACAUCCUGAUAGCUUUCUUUCAAAGAGACCAACUGCUUUCCAGAUAAUAUACUGUAUAAUGUACGCAAUGUACAUCGUUGUUCAGGUCUGGUCACCAAAAGAGAGAAUGAACUCAUCCAGGCUGAGCAAAGAUGGUCUCCUGCAGAACGAGCAUCCUCUGAAGCUCAGAGUGAAGGCACUGAUGAAGCAGAGAUGUGGGGGUCCCUGUGUUUUGCCUGGAAGCAGAGAGGUCCCUGACGUCACACCGCCUCCUCCCAGUCAAAGCGUUGCUUCACCAGCCAAGGAAGAGAACAGCGUCAACAAGGGUUUCCAGCGCUUCCUCAGCGUGCUCAACAAAGGAGUGGACAUGGACUUUCUCAGCAGGAUUGUCAACGAUGACAGUGAAGAUCUUCCUUCAGGUGAGGACCUCCUAAACAUUCAGCCCCCUGUCGUGGAGAACAAGUCAGAUCCAUGCUUCAGGAGCAAGAGCCAGGAUCAAAAUAGUGGAGCCUCGCUGCUGGGCCGCAGUCAGACCAACAGUGGAGAGAGAAAGACUGACCAGGCCAGUAAAGAGAGAUACCUCAAAGACAGACUUUGCCUACCUGAUGAUGAUGAUGAAGAAGAGAAGAAGAAUGACAGAGGAGACUGCUGUUCUGGUUCUAGAGGGCGAUCCAAGUCUCCCUUAGCAGUGAAGAAGAAAGAAGAAGAAAAACCAGAGGUGGAUGAGCAGCGUGAACAGCUCCAGAACAUUCUUAAAACCCUGGGGUUGAACAUGGAAGUGGAAGAGAUGAGCAAACUAUCAGACCGGACUCAGGAGAGACUGUAUGGGAAGAAGCAUAAAGACACAAGUGCUAAAAGCAGAAGGCAGCAGGAGAGUCGGCAGAGUGGCUCCCAAAGACAUAACAGUAACUCCUCCUCCUCCUCCUCAAGGUCGACUAGGUCUAGAAGCCCCUCUCGCCAUCAGUGCUCCCACAGCAAAGACUCCAAACAAAGGUCUGAAGGCCCCCGCUCCAGAGACAGAAGCAGAGAUGGACUUACACGCCAUGACGAUAACCAGGACAGCAAAGAAGCGUGUAAAGACAAUGACGGACAAGACUCUGAAGAAAUGUAUACAUAUCAACAUCCAUAUUCACAAAACCAAACAUACCCCCAUCCCCCACCUGCUGCUUUUCCAGAUUACAGUUUGUCCCAGGACUCGCAGUACACUGCCUAUGAUAGUGGCACUUACUGGGCCCUUACUCAGAGUGGCAUUCCUCCCUCCCUUUACCCCGACGGGGAUCCUUAUCCAGUAAACGCCUACCAUGAGUUUCCUGGCUCUGUAGGGGCACCUGACAUGGUUUACCCUCAUCACGACUCUCCUAACAUCAACUUCUUUGUAAAUCCAGAUCUGUCUAAGAGUGAAGGCCAAACUGGCUAUGUUUCCGCCCCUCGCUGCCUGCAGGUCAUCAGCACUAAGACUCCAGCCCCUGAUCGCUGUCUAAUGACGCUCACAAAAAGCCAAAAGAAGAAGUGGGGGAAUUGUAAAAUUGCAAAAAAGAGGCAGAAUUUAUUUUGGAAAAAGUAUAAGGAGUUUCGGAAACAACAAAAAACAAAUCACUUAGAAAUCAGUGACGAGGAUGGAGGCGCCACAGCGCCAAAAUGAUGAACAUGUUUCAGAACAUUUAGUAUUGAAGUCGUAUUUUCGGACUUUGACUGAAUCAUCCUUUAACAAGUAAAUGAUAUCUUCCUCAAAAUAAUAUUUUUGUGCCAUUAAUGACCAGUUUGCUCUAAGAGAGGUUUUACCUGUUUCAGCUCUACAUUUCUGUGAAUAUCACUACUUUGUAACUCUGUUUCUAAACAGCCUUUGGUUCUUUGUGCUGUAUACAAUUGAUUAAACUAUAUAUGUUUUGCAGG
This is a messenger RNA of Cottoperca gobio, 2472 nucleotides long. RefSeq lists its product as uncharacterized. The record is from RefSeq and is a predicted model, not a curated record. NCBI's taxonomy places the organism in Eukaryota, Metazoa, Chordata, Actinopteri, Perciformes, Bovichtidae. Bases 179 to 2221 code for a protein of 680 amino acids. The transcript has 4 exons.